AUGCCAGCACAUCUCGCUCACGACGAGUUCUUCACAUCCCUCACCACCCUCCUCACCAACACAUCCCAAAAAGCCCGCGGCUCGAUCUUCCUCACCCAGAAACCUCUCCUCGCCUCGAACCCCUCCUCCGAGACCUCGACCACACCCUCGAUCCUCGUCCGCGCCACAGACGGCAACACCAACGCGCCGAAUCCCAAGUCCGCCAAGGAAGGAGACGCGAAGAAGAAGCCCUCGUCGACGUCGCAGAAAGUGAAGCUCUCGACGGUUGUCGCGCCGGAGGACCUCGAGGCGUUUUAUACGAGAUAUGCGGAGGUCUGUAAGGCGGGGAUGACGGGGCUGAAGAAGCGGGAUCGGAAGCGUGGGAAGGCAAAGGGGAAGGGAGGUGCUGGGAAGGUCACGAAGGCUUAA
Messenger RNA from Aspergillus melleus, 408 nucleotides. RefSeq names its product signal recognition particle 14 kDa protein. The record is from RefSeq and is a predicted model, not a curated record. Gene Ontology annotation, molecular function: 7S RNA binding; endoplasmic reticulum signal sequence receptor activity. Lineage: Eukaryota; Fungi; Ascomycota; Eurotiomycetes; Eurotiales; Aspergillaceae. The transcript is spliced from 2 exons. Gene Ontology annotation, biological process: SRP-dependent cotranslational protein targeting to membrane. Gene Ontology annotation, cellular component: signal recognition particle, endoplasmic reticulum targeting. Bases 1 to 408 code for a protein of 135 amino acids.